ACACGUUCUGUACCGGGGCGCGCGGGCAAGCGUUGCAGACACACCUCACCCAUGGCGUCGUCUACAACAGCUUCCCAAGAAGAACUCAAGGACGCCAAGGUCCCUCUUGGCUGGCGGGACCGCUGUUCUGCGUUGCUGAUCCCUUUGAACGUCUGCCGGAGGGAGAAGUCCUACCUGCCAUGGGAGUGUGAGGAUCAGAAGCACGCCUAUGAAAAGUGCGUAUGCGUUGCACACUCUCUCUAUGUCCGUAGAAUGAAGGCGCUUUCGAAGGCAAAGUUCGCAGCCCAAGAAGAACAAUAG
This is a messenger RNA of Phanerochaete carnosa HHB-10118-sp, 300 nucleotides long. RefSeq lists its product as uncharacterized. Lineage: Eukaryota; Fungi; Basidiomycota; Agaricomycetes; Polyporales; Phanerochaetaceae. The coding region runs from base 52 to 300 and encodes 82 amino acids. The record is from RefSeq and is a predicted model, not a curated record. The transcript has 3 exons. Gene Ontology annotation, cellular component: mitochondrion.